This is a messenger RNA of Hibiscus syriacus, 453 nucleotides long. RefSeq names its product serine/arginine-rich splicing factor SC35-like. The coding region runs from base 1 to 453 and encodes 150 amino acids. NCBI's taxonomy places the organism in Eukaryota, Viridiplantae, Streptophyta, Magnoliopsida, Malvales, Malvaceae. The transcript has 3 exons. The record is from RefSeq and is a predicted model, not a curated record.
AUGGGUGUAUUGAGCUCUAUAUUGGGUGUUUUUGCUUCGAAAUUGGAACUUCUGUUGGGAUCGUCAUUGGGUAUUACAUGUUCAUCUACUUCAUUCCCACUGAUGUUAAGUCACCAGUAUGAUUAUUACAGAGACAUAGAUUAUAAGAGAAGAAGUCGUAGUAGGAGUUAUAACCGGUUUGAACGUGAUCGAUAUCAUGAGAGAAACAGAGACUAUCGGUGUAGAAGCACGAGCCGCAAUGCAAGUCCAGGCUAUUCUAAAGGUCGAGCAAUAGGCCUUAGUCCUCGAAAAAGUCUUUCCCCACGCAAGGCAUCUCCCAGGGGUGAAAGUCCAGAACGCAACUUUGAUGGGCGGUCUCCAAGUUCUCGAAGUGUUUCACCACGAGGUCGUCUUGUUGAUUCUCGUAGCCCAUCUCCUCGAAACUCUGAUGUUGAUGUGAGUUUCACUUUCUAA